Entrophospora candida is the source of this 573-nucleotide messenger RNA. The record is from the annotation of a GenBank genome assembly. NCBI's taxonomy places the organism in Eukaryota, Fungi, Glomeromycota, Glomeromycetes, Entrophosporales, Entrophosporaceae.
AUGCCUGAAAUUGAACUACUAGCCGAAAAGUUCAAAUUUUUAGUUCAAACUCCUAGCCGAGGACAAAUUUUAGAAGAAAUAAGCAAAUUCCUGCUCAUCCCUACACCUAAUUAUGUUGAAUGCUUAGACAUUUCCAAUCUUUACAAACAAGAUACAGUGGCUGGUUUUUUGGUUUUUUUAAAUGGAGAAAAGAAUCUUGCUAAGAGCAAACUGUAUAAGUUAAAAGGAGAAGAAUUAGAAAGUGACCUUUCCCGAAUAAAGACUGCUUGCCUUAUGCAUUAUCAAAAAUGUUCUCAAUCGGAAAUGCCUGACCUAAUAGUAGUAGAUGGAGCAAAAGAGCAAGUAAAAGCAGUUAAACAAACCUUAAAAGAACUAAAAUUAGAAACUUGGGUAAUCGGCCUUGCCAAGGAUGAGAAACACCGAACUGCUAAAAUAAUUACUAGUAAUUUAAAAGAAUUAGGAUUUGGAAAUAAGGAAAAAGUUAAAAACUUUUUUACUAAUUGCCAAGAAGAAGUUCAUCGCUACGCCAUUAACUUUCACCGUAAAGUCCACCGAAAAAGUUCCUUAAAUUAA